Messenger RNA from Choloepus didactylus (southern two-toed sloth), 4161 nucleotides. It is a transcript of the gene WARS1, whose product is annotated as tryptophanyl-tRNA synthetase 1. Gene Ontology annotation, molecular function: tryptophan-tRNA ligase activity; ATP binding. Gene Ontology annotation, cellular component: cytoplasm. Gene Ontology annotation, biological process: tryptophanyl-tRNA aminoacylation. The record is from RefSeq and is a predicted model, not a curated record. NCBI's taxonomy places the organism in Eukaryota, Metazoa, Chordata, Mammalia, Pilosa, Megalonychidae. The transcript has 11 exons. Bases 1572 to 2999 code for a protein of 475 amino acids.
GUGGUCCAGUCCCCCCGGGGCGUCCUGCACGCUGGGGCCCGGGGUGUCCUUCUCAGGUCCUUGUGCCCUGCACUCCUGGGCUCUGGCACCGCGAGGGGCACGGAGACUGCCACGAGCCCUUCGCCCCCUUGGCCCGCGAAGCGCGGGCAGGGCCGGCCCUCCGCUCCCGCCGGCGUUGACUCUUCUUUGUCUCCCACUUCCUCCCUCCGCCCCCAAGGGAAGGGCCCCCACUUUCACGGAGUGUCCGCCGUGUGCCGGGCGCUUUGCCUGCAGUAGCGCGGGUGGUCCCCUCAAUCGUGAUGUUAGGAGGCGGCUUUGUGCCCGUUUCGCAGAUGAGGAAACCGGGAGGAGCAGAGAAGCAAUGUGACUUGCCCAAGGUCUCUCGGCAAGAGAAUGACCGAGCUGGGAUCCAAACCUGGGUGUAGAAGGUUCACUUCCCAAAUCUGGGGUCGUCGCUCAGCGCGGCCAAUAGAAUUCACACCGAACCAGGCUGAGAGGGAAAAAAGGGUUUAUUCACCUUAGCGGGAGGACAGGGGAAGCUUUCCUACAUUUCUGGGAAGUGUUUCUUCAGGUGGUUUUUAUACCCAUUGGAGACAAAGAGAGGUAAUCAUUUUACAGGUAACAGGUCUGGAGAAUUUCACUGUUAGUCAUUUACUUCAAGAACUAGGUGGCACCUGUGAAAGUGUCUGGGGAGCUAGGUGAAAAGGUUUUAUUUGUAAUGGGUUUUAUUUCUGUCUGGGAGGUCUGGGGACCAUAGGUGAAAGCUUAUUUAAAUCUGGAUGCAGACUCUAUAUUUACAUAUGGCUCCUUUGUGGGACAAGUUUUCACUUUUAGUCUUCACCCCCUGCUUACUAAGUUUACAUUUAAAAGCUGCUUUAGGUUACAUUUUAAGGUUCGUUUACAAUUUCCUACUUGCUUACAGUUUUAAGGUUAUAUUUUAAAACUCAUUGUAACACAGGUCUGUGUCACGGCAGAGCUCAGGGUGUUUCCACUGCACUGCGUUGUCUGGUUGGCAGAAGCCGCAGGGUAUUUCCGGUCCUCCUGUUUGCCUCCCCUGACUGCACAUGAACAAUUAGACACACGUUGAGGGUGGGGAACGGGGAGAGGGUGGGGAGGUUAUGUGACGGCCAGCUUGGGGUAGAGAGUGGCUGAUGCAAUGAGGGGUAAUGGCUCUUUUCUGCAGAGGGCCUCAUUGUCUCGACCUGCCCUUUCGCACCCCCACCCCUUCCCACACACCCCACCCCUUGGGCAUUUCCAAAGAGGUUGGUCAAGAGGCUCUAGUGUUUCUGAGAAGCAGAGUGAUUUCUAAGAAACCCCCAAGUGCGGGUAGCUGAAGGGUGGGGUAAACAGAAAAGAGAAGAAUCUUAAAAGGGAAACUGAAAGAAAGAGUGGACAACUAUUAAAGACCUCUGACUGCACCAGGCAUCUUAGCUACUCAGCUGCCCAGCGGGAGCGGUGACCACCUCUGCAGCAUCUCCCUCAACUUGGUCUCAUCUCAACCACUGAUCUCAUCUCGACCACUAAGCAAAUCCUCCAACACUCUCACCAGCCGCACACCUAGGCCCUGGAAAAUGGCGGAUGUGCCCAGUGGCGAGCCCUGCGCCUCUGCGCCGGAGCUGUUGAACAGCAUAGCUGCCCAGGAGGAGCGUGUGAGAUCCCUCAAAGCCAGAGAGGCGUCAAAGGAUGAAAUUGAUUCUGCAGUAAAGAUGUUGCUGUCAUUGAAAAUGAGCUACAAAGCUACAAUGAGGGAGGACUGUGAGGCUAACUGCCCUCUGGGGAACCUGGCACCCAGGAGUCCUAGUGGCCCAGAGGCCCCCGAAACCGAAGAGGAUUUUGUGGACCCAUGGACAGUACAGACCAGCAGUGCAAAAGGCAUUGACUAUGACAAGCUCAUUGUUCGUUUUGGAAGUAGUAAGAUUGACAAAGAGCUGAUAAACCGAAUAGAGAAAGCCACGGGCCAGCGACCCCACCACUUCCUGCGCAGAGGCAUCUUCUUCUCACACAGAGAUAUGAAUCAAGUUCUCGAUGCCUAUGAGAACAAGAAGCCAUUUUAUCUGUACACAGGCAGGGGCCCCUCUUCCGAAGCCAUGCACGUUGGUCACCUCAUCCCAUUUAUUUUCACAAAGUGGCUGCAGGAUGUGUUUAACGUGCCCUUGGUUGUCCAGAUGACGGAUGAUGAGAAGUACCUGUGGAAGGACCUCACCCUGGACCAGGCCCACGGCUAUGCCGUGGAGAACGCCAAGGACAUCAUCGCCUGCGGUUUUGACAUAAAGAAGACUUUCAUCUUCUCUGACUUUGACUACAUGGGGAUGAGCCCAGGCUUCUACAGGAAUGUGGUGAAGAUCCAGAAGCAUGUUACCUUUAACCAGGUGAAAGGCAUUUUCGGCUUCACCGACAGUGACUGCAUUGGGAAGAUCAGUUUUCCUGCCAUCCAGGCUGCUCCCUCCUUCAGCAACUCCUUCCCGCAGAUCUUCAGAGGCAGGACAGACAUCCAGUGCCUCAUCCCGUGUGCCAUCGACCAGGACCCUUACUUCAGAAUGACGAGGGACGUCGCCCCCCGAAUCGGCUAUCCUAAACCAGCCCUGCUCCACUCGUCCUUCUUCCCUGCCCUGCAGGGAGCCCAGACCAAAAUGAGUGCCAGUGACCCCAACUCCUCCAUCUUCCUCACGGACACGGCCAAGCAGAUCAAGACCAAGGUCAACAAGCACGCGUUUUCUGGAGGGAGAGACACCGUUGAAGAGCACAGGCAGUUCGGGGGCAACUGUGAGGUGGAUGUGUCCUUCAUGUACCUGAACUUCUUCCUUGAGGAUGACGACAAGCUCGAGCAGAUCAAGCAGGACUAUACCAGCGGAGCCAUGCUCACCGGCGAGCUCAAGAAGACGCUCAUAGAAGUUCUGCAGCCCUUGAUCGCCGAGCACCAGGCCCGGCGCCAGCAGGUCACGGAUGAGAUUGUGAAGGAGUUCAUGACUCCCCGGAAGCUGACCUUCGACUUCCAGUGAUGCUUAUUUUAUAUCUGCAUGUAAAGAGGUAUAAUUUAUCAAAAAAUCCCAGCCCAGUUGAAUCACCCUACCCGUAGGCUUCUGUUAAAUGGUAAUUAUUGGGCCUGGGUCUGUAAGCCCCAUGUGUGUCAUAGACCCUGUUUCUUCCUGUGAAUUCCGUGUCUGUCUCGUGUGGGUUCUUGGGAGCUGGCAAAUGUCACAUGGUCAAAGCUAAGUCCAACUGUGAGUCUCACCCACAAACCUCCACAAGGGCUUAGGAGCUUUGGUUGGCAGGUCACGGCCUCCUGCUGGCUCAGGUAUUUGUGUGACUACCAAGCUGGGCCAAGCUUGUUUUGCGCCGUGAGAGGACUAUCCAUUUAAAAACAUCUUUAAGGUUUCAGAAAUAGUCUUAAAACCUGCGUAUGAGAGGUGUAUGCUGUGUAUGCAUAUCUGGAAUCAAAGGGCAUUGUUAUAAAACUAAAGAGUGCUUUAAAAGAUUGAUCUGAGGAAGAUUAAUGGGCACAAGAUGUAUUUUAGUCCGUGUCAAAAAAAGAAUUGAGAGCUAAAAGCUUGGCUUUGCUAUCCAUUUAACUAAGAAAUCUCCCAACUUUAAAGUUGAUUUUAACAUUGAAUGUUGGAUAGAGCUGGCCAAUUUUAUUAAUCCAAGUCUUUUGUGGGCGAAGCUUUGCAGUUUACUUACUGAACUGCAGACCGUGCAUGUAUUCUACUUUGGAAAUGAUGUUCUUUCCCCUUAACAUUAAUAUUUUUUUCACCGAGUGAUCAUUAGACACUCCAGCCCUGACGGAAACCAGUGGUCACUGUACUUCUGAUUGUGUGUGAUGCUGAGGAGAGUGUGUUGCCUUUCAGAUCCUUUUGUUUAGACGCUUGACUACACUGGAAGUCUGCACAGAGCGCUGACUGGCUGUGUCCCUGGGUGGGUGGAAUGGUCGUUUCGGGGGAUGUAGCUAGAAGGAAGAGGGCACGGCAGCCCUCUGAAGUCCUCAGCAGUGUGUCCUUGGGCAGCCCACCUUUAAUUGUGCAAAGUGUAGUUUGAGAAAAGCAGAAGGCACAUCUCAGGGAAAGCCCUUGGUUGAAGUUUGUCCAUCUGAAGGCACUGGGUCCACCCUGGGUGCUCUGCCCUCAUGUUACUCACUGGCAUAAAUAAAAUUGCUUUGCUCCUGUC